Oncorhynchus gorbuscha (pink salmon) is the source of this 1273-nucleotide messenger RNA. RefSeq names its product grpE protein homolog 1, mitochondrial-like. The transcript is spliced from 4 exons. The record is from RefSeq and is a predicted model, not a curated record. NCBI's taxonomy places the organism in Eukaryota, Metazoa, Chordata, Actinopteri, Salmoniformes, Salmonidae. Gene Ontology annotation, molecular function: protein homodimerization activity; adenyl-nucleotide exchange factor activity; protein-folding chaperone binding. Gene Ontology annotation, biological process: protein import into mitochondrial matrix; protein folding. The coding region runs from base 90 to 737 and encodes 215 amino acids. Gene Ontology annotation, cellular component: PAM complex, Tim23 associated import motor.
CGACUAGGUGGAUCUCUUUCUGAUUGGUGAUUGGCUCAAGCUCCUGUCACUGGGGUACUCUGCUCCUUCAGCGUGUGUUAUCAGUGAAAAUGGCGAGCUGGUGUGUACGAGCUGUAAAACAGAGUUACUCUGUUGUAGCAUCUUCUUCAAUAAUAAGGGCAUCCCCACGGCUCCUAUGCACAGCAGCCCAGCAGAAAAGCGGCCAGGGGUCGGAGGAGGACCAGCAUGCUGAGCAGAGCGCAGCAGAGAAGGGCCUUGCUGAGGAGAAGGGCCAGCUGGAGGAGCAGCUUAAAGGGGUCACGGACAAGUACAAGCGGGCCCUGGCAGACACGGAGAACCUGAGGACGAGGAGUCAAAAGAUGGUGGAAGACUCAAAGUUGUAUGGAAUCCAAAGGUUGUGCAAAGACCUGCUGGAGGUGGCGGACAUCUUGGAGAAGGCGACGGAGAGCGUGCCCAGUGAGGAGGUGUCCUCUCAGAAGAACCCCCACCUGAAGAACCUGUACGACGGCCUGGUGAUGACCGAUAAACAGAUGCAGAAGGUGUUCGCCAAGCACGGCCUGGUCAAGCUUAACCCAGACGGAGGGCAGAAGUUCGACCCCUAUGAGCACGAGGCUCUAUUUCACGCCCCUGUGGAGGGUAAAGAGCCCGGCACGGUCGCCGUAGUAACCAAGGUGGGCUACAAACUCCACGGGCGCACCCUCCGGCCGGCAUUGGUGGGCGUGGCCAAAGCCCCUUGAUUAAAAAAAUAAAAAAAGGUUCAGUAUGACUGUGAUGUCAUUGUUUUUGCCUGGGUGACAGAUCACCUUGGCUACUGCAGGCUGGUCAAAGCGCCCCACCCAACCACCUAACGUUGUCUCAAGAGGUGGGAAUCCAACGUGAACUAAUAUUAUUACCAUGGACGACAUCACAGCCUGUUUUGACUUUGCAUACCGAUUCUCCACCCUUCUCCUGAAGUGUGCACUUGCUCACUCCCUGUCAUGAAUUAAAAAGCAUUGGAUUGGCUGGAGGGAGUUUACAGCAUUGUUAAGUCCAUGACAGGAAGUGUGCAAGUGCAUACUUUGCGGGGAAGGAUGUCGAAUUGGGACACAGCCCGUGUAUCUACCAGGUGCAAUUAUGUUUGAGCAGAAGCAACACUUGUGAUGGCACGUACAGCACAGAACCAGUUUGACAAGUCAUUUCUGUCCUAUUUCAGUCAUCAGGAUCAGAUUCCUGUCCAGUCAUUGUAAUUGUUAUGGAUGGGAGAAUGUAAUGUACCUCAUUAUUAUAUACCAAA